UUUUAGCAUUCUUUUACUAUGACGUCACGUUUUGAAUUGCGGAUCGAUUAUCUAAACUGAUUCCGUAGUUUUUUUUAUCAGGAAACAAACACUAUUUAUUCUUCUGCCAUUGCCACCGUGUUCUGUAACUCUACUCACAGUAAAUAGUAAGGAAACUCUAGAUGAAUUCAUCAAAUCAAACCUCGGAUGAUUCCUCUGAGUUCCCUAUUCCCCACGUUAGUCUCUUUCCACCUUUACCGAAUCCUAUCCCUAACACCAAUUUCCAUCCUAUCCCUAACCCGAAUGUCUCUCUUCCUCCCGAUGAUCACAUCCACUCCCUCCCAGUCCCCCAAAAACGACGACGCGGCCGGCCUCAACGGAAUGCCCCGACGACAUCGUCCUUUCAGCUCCUUAACUCUCCCAAUGGCUCCUUCAAUCUCAAUCUCUCAGUCUCUAACCCAAACCUUAAUCAUAAUUCGAUGUCCUCAUCAUCAGCGGCGACGACACAGACUACACAGCCCAAAAUUGACGAUGAGAUCAUCGUGAUCAAUAAGGAAUCAACGGCAGAGGCUCUUACCGCUCUUUCUGCUGGAUUCCCUGCCGAUUAUCUCACCGAGGAAGAAAUUGAUUUCGGCGUCGUUUCCUCUGUUGGCGGCAUCGAGCAGGUAAAUUAUAUUCUCAUUCGAAACCACAUUAUUGCAAAAUGGCGCGAAAACGUAUCGAAUUGGGUGACUAGAGACAUGUUUGUUGAUUCUAUACCCAAACAUUGUAGCACGAUUUUAGAUUCUGCUUAUAAUUAUUUAGUUGCAUAUGGAUAUAUAAAUUUUGGGGUUGCCUCGGCAAUUAAGGAGAAAAUUCCAGCGGAACCUAGUAGAAGUAAAGUGAUUAUUAUUGGUGCUGGGUUAGCAGGGCUGACUGCGGCUAGACAGUUAAUGGGGUUCGGGUUUAAGGUGACGGUUUUGGAAGGGAGAAAGAGAGCCGGUGGGAGGGUUUAUACGAAGAAGAUGGAGGGAGGGAAUAGGGUGAGUGCAGCUGCGGAUUUAGGUGGGAGUAUGUUAACUGGUACCUUGGGGAAUCCGUUAGGGAUUGUGGCGAAACUUGGUGCUUCUCUUUUUAAGGUGAGGGACAAGUGUCCACUUUAUCGGAUGGAUGGGAGUCCGGUAGAUCGGGAUAUGGAUUUUAAGGUGGAGAAGGCUUUCAAUAGGCUUUUGGAUAAGGCUAGUAAGCUUAGGAAGUUAAUGGGGGAGGUUUCGAUGGAUGUUUCACUUGGAGCUGCAUUAGAGACGUUUAGAGAGGUGUACGGGGAUGCAGUGACUGAAGAGGAGAUUAGUUUGUUCAAUUGGCAUCUUGCAAAUUUAGAAUAUGCGAAUGCUGGAUUGGUUUCUAAGCUUUCACUUGCAUUUUGGGACCAAGAUGAUCCAUAUGACAUGGGAGGGGAUCAUUGCUUCUUGCCAGGAGGAAAUGGGAGGUUGGUUCAGGCUCUGGCCGAGAAUGUGCCUAUUUUGUACGAGAAAACUGUGCAUACUAUCAGGUAUGGCAGUGACGGAGUGCAGGUUAUGGCAGGAGCUCAGGUGUAUGAAGGUGAUAUGGCAUUAUGUACAGUGCCUCUCGGAGUUUUAAAGAGUGGGUCGAUCAAGUUUGCUCCAGAGUUGCCUCAGAGGAAGCUUGAUGCCAUAAAGAGGUUGGGGUUUGGGUUGUUGAAUAAGGUUGGAAUGCUUUUUCCCCAUGUAUUUUGGGGUACAGAUCUUGAUACGUUUGGGUAUCUUACUAAAGAUCCAAGCCAUCGAGGAGAGUUUUUUCUGUUUUAUAGCUAUGCAACAGUUGCUAGUGGUCCUCUAUUGCUCGCUUUAGUAGCAGGAGAAGCUGCACAUAGGUUUGAAACUCAGCCUCCUAUAGAUGCAGUGGCACAGGUUCUCCAAAUUCUCAAGGGUAUAUAUGAACCACAAGGCAUCACCGUCCCUGAGCCCCUCCAAACUGUCUGUACCAGAUGGGGUGGUGAUCCCUUCAGCCUAGGUUCGUACUCUAAUGUUGCAGUGGGAGCAUCUGGAGAUGACUAUGAUAUAUUAGCAGAAAGUGUUGGGGAUGGAAGACUUUUCUUUGCAGGGGAGGCCACUACAAGGCGAUACCCUGCCACCAUGCAUGGAGCUUUUCUUACUGGACUCCGGGAAGCUGCAAAUAUGGCUCAAUAUGUGAAUUCUCGUACUGCUAAGAAAAAGAUUGACAGGAGUCCAUCGAAUACUGCUCAUUCUUGUGCUUCCAUCCUUACGGAUUUGUUCAGAGAACCUGAUCUGGAAUUUGGUAGUUUUUCUGUAAUUUUUGGUCGAAAGAAUGCUGAUCCAAAGUCACCAGCUAUUCUGAGGGUGACAAUUAGUGAGCUCCGAAAGAAGAAUCAGGAAAGCUCAAUGACAGAUCAGCAACAUUCGAAUAAGGUGCUUUUUCAGCAGCUCCAAUCACAUUUUAAUCAACAACAAUUACAUGUUUAUACAUUGUUAUCAAAGAAACAAGCACUUGAUCUAAGAGAAGUGAGAGGUGGUGAUGAGAUGAGGCUGAACUAUCUGUGUGAAAAGCUGCGAAUUAAGCUGGUGGGACGGAAGGGUUUGGGACCUACUGUCAAUUCCGUCAUUGCUUCUAUUAAAGCACAAAGGGGUCUUCGGAAACCUUCUUCAAGUCCUUUGGCUCUAAAAUCAGGGGCAUCAAUGCUGAAAACUGGCAAUUUUAAGCACAAGUUCAUUAGAAAGGCUAAAAUAGUACGCAAAACUAAAGGGAUGCCUCCUCCAAUUGUGAAUGCGGUAAAUGGCGAUCCGUCAGAGGAAAUAAAAAUGACAAAGCAGGCUCCUCUUGACUCUUCUAGUUCAGGGCAAAACCAAGGUGAGAUGUUUAAGCAAUGAACUGGAAAUGUGUGUAUUUUUUAUGGAUCCUGAAGAUCAGAGUUUCAUAGUUCAGUGACAUUGCCUAAGCCAUAAUAUUCUGCAAACCCCCUUUCUUCAAUUCUUGGAGCUUGUACCUGAGACUUAAAAAUGUUGCCAUACAAGCUGGAAUCUAAUGUGUUCUAUAUCCUUAUGUUACUUGGAUUCGGGUGUGAGUAUCGGAUACAGGUAUGCAACCUAUAUGGGUAUGUUUUGUUUUUGUUUUUUAAAUUCACGUAUUUAGAGGAUACUAGGAGAGUCAUAUUCUUUUACUUGUGUCCGUAAAUAAAAUGUCGGAGAAAAAUAGCAUUUCCCAAAGUUAGGAAACUGUAAUUUUUGUUAAUCUAUUUGCUCAAUCACUGCCACCAUAAAGUUGUCGUGCCACGGUUGGCCUGUUUUCUGAAAGUUUAGAAAUGCUAUACAUUUAGCAAGAACCAGAUGUUGGUAAUGGUUUCGGGAUGCAUUCAUUGAUAAUACCCUGUUUAAGUGCCCCUGCUACUUGCUGCUGCAUCUAAAUCCUUUUAGAGUCAGCAAUUCUGAAUAUAGGGAUCAAAGUUCGCCCAAGGCAAACUGUUUUACAGUCGUAAAGCCUGCCGUGAUCAAAUGUGAUGGAGGAAAUUGUUCUUUCCGUGACUAAGGCUUUCUGGUUUGAUAUUUGAGAAGCAGAACACGUACUGAUUCUUGUACAGGAUUCACGGACAUCUCGCCUUAUCCGACGAAGUGAACAGCUACCUAUGCAACUGAGAUGAUGAUCGAGUCGAGGCUGUCGAUGAGAGCAGCUUGGUCGAGGUGUGGUAAUGUUAUUGGUGGAGCCUUGAAGACCCAUAUUCACAGCAAUUUUGUACAUCAGAAAGUAUGGGAAGUUGAGGCAAAUAGCGUGUUGCGGAUACAUUUUUUGAGAAUUUCCUAUCCAGAGCAGGAAUUAUUGAUAUGCUUUGAAUAAGGAAUAUAUUUCAUGAUUUCUGGAAAUCUUGUAUUGUUUUAUUGCAUUUCCUUUUUAUUUUAAUGCAUGAACGAGAUUGUAGGCAUGUCUAGUAAUGGUU
This is a messenger RNA of Hibiscus syriacus, 3928 nucleotides long. Its product is annotated as protein FLOWERING LOCUS D-like. Gene Ontology annotation, molecular function: oxidoreductase activity; protein binding. The record is from RefSeq and is a predicted model, not a curated record. NCBI's taxonomy places the organism in Eukaryota, Viridiplantae, Streptophyta, Magnoliopsida, Malvales, Malvaceae.